Molecule: messenger RNA, 8134 nt
Organism: Acanthopagrus latus (yellowfin seabream)
Lineage: Eukaryota; Metazoa; Chordata; Actinopteri; Spariformes; Sparidae
Gene: znf827
Product: zinc finger protein 827
Exons: 14
Coding region: 317-4867 (1516 amino acids)
Biological process (GO): regulation of gene expression
Cellular component (GO): nucleus
Source: RefSeq, a predicted model, not a curated record
AGUGUGUGAGUGUGCGUGCGUGCGCGUGUGUGUCUGCUCUGCUGUUGCUGCCCUUUGAUCCCUGCAUUAGUGUUAGUUAGGGGCUCGGAGACACACUUGCACCGAGAGCAGCCAUAGUCAAGACACGGCAACAACAACAGCGGCACCUCCUCCGCCUGUGUUCCCAUUCCCCCCUCCAACAAUACACUUUAAACCGAGCAAAGCCAGGUGCACGACCAAGUCCCUGCCAUCACUGGCGCCUCCAGUCUCAAUGGGAAAAACCUUUUUUCUUCUUAUCCCCAAACAAGGACGAGAAUGUGAUUAAAAACGGGGGAAAAUGCCAAGGAGGAAGCAGGAGCAACCCAAGCGCCUGCCUUCACAUUUGGACAGCACCGAGGAAGGAGGGCCAGAUGACGGUCCUGUUGAGGAGGAAGGCUGGUUUGGGAAUGCUUCUGACACACGCUCAGAGUCGUCGUCCUAUGGAGACACCCAGGAUGAGCUCCUCCUGGCCAGGGGUUCCUCUCCUGAUGAACGGCCUGGAAUCAGCACUGGAUCUGCGGACCCAGAUAACUGCGGGGGUGAGAGCUCAUUGGGUUGCCCCACACCCAUCCAUCGUGCCUCUUUGGAACUUCUCGGACUGGAUGGAGGUGCAUUCUCGACCCAGGACACACUCUCUUCUGUGGUAUCAUCACUGUAUGGUGAGGCAGCAUCUCGUGCCCUGGGCAAACCCCUCAGCAGCAACCUACGGCGCCUCCUAGAGGCUGGGUCGCUGAAACUUGACACUGGGGAUCUCCUGGGUCGGUCAUCUAGGGGAGGUGCUGGGGGAGAGUCUCCACCAAUAGGUCUAGCCCCACCUUUGACCCUCUCCCCGUCUUCCCAUCAUGCCCAGCAGUUAAGUGCUCUUGCUCGAAAACUGGCCAAUAACAACAACAACAGCGGCUCAGCCUCACCAGCCUCCUUGGCACCCUCAAUUACCAACAUCAAGCAAGAGCCCCAUGACCCCUUUAACUCUGUCACUCCAAGCAAUGGCAGUGGCUUUGUAUGGGCAGGUGUUGCAGAUAAGUGGCCACCAGCCAGCUGUUCCACGCCCUGCGGCUCUAGCCUUUCCCCGGACUCUGCAAUCCAGAAGUUAAAAGCAGCAGCAAAUGCUGUGCUUCAAGACAAGAAUGCCGUGGCCUCCUCCUCAACAAAUUCGUCGUCGUCCUCCACCUCUGCCUCAUCUGCAGUGCCCGCUCUUGGAGGGGGUGGUCGAGGAGAUGAUGUGGUGCGCUUUGAUGCCUUCAACUCUCCGUUCAGCCCACAGUCAGCUAGCUCUACCCUUGCCGCACUUUCCAAGAAAGUCAGUGAGAGGAGCCAAGCCUCGUCAACGGCCAGUGCUCCUGCUGACCACCAAGGCUCAGCCAGCUCCUUUCUCUCACUUGUGUCAAUGACCUCCUCGGCUGCCUUGCUCAAAGAGGUGGCAGCCAGGGCAGCGGGAAACCUGCUGGCAGAGAAGAAGGAGGGUUCCUCCUUGGCGACGCCUGGGGUCCUCCAAGAGGAUGUGAAGCCGCUGCUGGACAAAAACCAGAAGGCUCCAACGCCUUCACCAACCCAGAGCCUAGAGUUGUUGUUGCCGUCUACUCCAAAGGGCAGAGGCAAACCAAACAGCCAAGCAGGCUCCCCUGAGGAUGGAGGCAAACCGUUUCAGUGUCCUGUGUGUGGACUGGUCAUCAAACGCAAGAGCUAUUGGAAGAGACACAUGGUCAUCCACACAGGCUUGAAAAGCCACCAGUGUCCCUUGUGUCCCUUCCGCUGUGCUCGCAAAGACAAUCUUAAGUCCCACAUGAAGGUACAUCAGCACCAGGACCGGGGUGAGACGUUUCAGUGUGAACUUUGCCCGUUCACCUCCUCCCGUCACUUCAGCCUGAAGCUUCACAUGCGCUGCCACCAGCACUUCCCCCGCACAGACGUCAAGGUGAAAGAGGAGCUCACCACAGACACGGAGGGCGAGGGCUCCCUGAUGGGUGACAGUGGCUCGGCAGACCUGAGGGGGACUGAGGUGUCCCCGCUGCAUUCAGACACUCAGCAGCAGACGUCGCCUCCGAUCGAGGCCUCCUCCAAUCACAUCCAUAUCAAGGAGGAGCCACAGGAGAGAGAUCUGUCUGUGCUCUCCCCCUUUAGCAUGUCCAGGGACCGUCCCAGCAGCAGUGCCAACUCCUUGGACCUGCCUGGAGUUGGGGUAGGAGUCGGGGUCAGAUCCAGUCCGAGUGGUCCAACCACAGCCUCCCUCUUCAGCCCUGACAUUAGUACCAAGACGGCUACUGAUCUGCUUAUGAAGCUCUCAGCGGCCAACCAGAGAGAGACCCUCAAGUCUCCUUUCCACCUGAAGGAAGAGCCCAAAGUGGAGGAGGCGCUGAGCCCCAGACCAUCCUCUCAAUCCCAGAGCCAGGUCCAGCCAAGCUUCCCGGCGUCUUUCUGCCAGGACGGACCAGUGGGGACAGCAGCAGCGACUGAACGCCCGGGGCCACUGAAACCAAGGGAAGGAAGUCCCAUGGCGAAGAACAGCUUGCUGAGCCAGGAUAUCAACGUCAAGGUGGCUUCUGAGCUGCUGAUUAAGCUCUCAGAGAACAACAAAGAUGCCCACUUCCAGAAGGUGAAGGUAAAGGCAGAGCCCAUGGAGGUGGACCCGCCCCCCACUGAACUCACCCCACCUGCCUCUCACCUGCUGGCCUUCAGCACUUUAGGGGCGAGCGAGAAGAGUGAGCCGAUGAGCAACCUCCCUGAGACGCUGGCCCGCCCCCAGAAAGACCUCUUCUCCCAGGACAUAUCGGUCAAAAUGGCCUCUGAACUACUGUUCAAAUUGUCAGAAAAAGUCAGCAAAUCCAACAACCACAAAGAUGGUAACAUGGUGGGAAUAAACAGUCCGUUCCUGGACGAGUGCUUCAGACAAUCACCCUUUAACUCGCGCUCCAAGAGCUCUUCCCCCGCAGAGGCAAGCUCUUCUACCAGAGCAGCAUUUCAUGACUCAGAGAGGGAUGAUGGGGAGCCGGGAAACGGGAUCGCCCAGUGGAGACUAAACGAACAGCUCUUCCCCUGUCCUGUCUGUGGCAAGGUGUUCGGUAGACAGCAGACUCUUUCAAGACAUCUAUCGCUACACACAGAAGAGAGGAAGUACAAGUGUCACCUGUGUCCUUACGCAGCCAAGUGCAGGGCUAACCUCAAUCAGCACCUGACCAUCCACUCUGUCAAGCUGGUCAACACAGACGCUGAGCAGAUUGUCAGCGCUGUUACAGCUGACGCCGCCGAGCGCAAGAACUGCCCCUACUACUACAGCUGCCAUGUGUGUGAUUUCCAGACGGAGCUGAACGCCCAGUUUGUCAGCCACAUGUCGCUCCAUGUGGACAAGGAGCAGUGGAUGUUCUCGCUCUGCUGCAGCGUCUGUGACUACGUCUGCAUGGAGGAGAACGACAUGAAGAACCACAUUAGUACCGGACACGCAGGUCUGACCUCAAGGAGUCCCCUCAGCGAGACCAAGAGCACCUCCUCGUCUCUCUCGGCCCUCAGCGAUUCACUCAACAGCUCGGAGGGCGGAGACCUCACCCACGGUAACGAAGAGCUCAGGGGCCUGCUAGCCCCGCCCUCCUCCGCAGGCAGCCAGUCCAGCUCUGGAAGCCACUCAGGAUCAGGAACUGAGGACAAGUCUGACAAAGGCUUUGAGUGCGUCUUCUGCAAUUUUGUGUGCAAGACACGUAACAUGUACGAACGGCACCUCCAGAUCCACCUCAUCACGCGAAUGUUUGAGUGUGACGUCUGCCACAAGUUCCUCAAGACGCCCGAGCAGCUGCUGGAGCACAAGAAGUGCCACACCGUCCCCUCCGGAGGGCUCAAGUGCCCUUUCUGCAUCUACUCCACCAAUCGUCCAGCGGCCAUGGAGUGCCACCUUAAGACGCACUGUAAGAUGGAGUACCGCUGCCGCAUCUGCCAGGGACUGUGGCCCGACCAGGCCUCAUUGGAGGCCCACAUGCGCGGGCACCGCCUGGGCAACCACUACAAGUGUGAGCAGUGUGGCUACUUGUCCAAGACGGCCAAUAAGCUGAUCGAGCAUGUGCGUGUGCACACAGGCGAGCGGCCCUUCCACUGCGACCGCUGUUCUUAUAGCUGCAAGCGCAAGGACAACCUCAACCUGCACAAGAAGCUGAAGCACGCGCCGCGCCAGACUUUCGGCUGCCAAGAGUGCCCUUUCACCACCACACACCCCUUCGUCUUCAGCCGCCACCUCAAGAAACACCAGAGUGGAGGAGCGGGGGGACUGGGCGGAGGCUUAGGAGGAGAAGAAGAGGAGGACGAUGAGGAGGCAGGAGAAGAGGAGCUGCCACUCCAGGGAACAUCACUGGGAGGCUCAUCGUCGCGGAAGAGCCAGGAGAAUUUCCUGUUCAGCGGAGGAGGAGGGAGCAGCGGGGGGAGUGGGAGUAACAGCCCUCUCAUGAGUCUAACAGCAUCCCAGGCGCUCCAGUCCGUCGCCCUGUCACUCACGCUGGGUAAGUCCCGCCAGCCGGACGCCACCAGCCCUCUGCACUGCUUGGUCAGCACUAACGGCAACAAUGCCACCAGAAACCUCGGCGGUCCGAGCAGCGGCGGCCCCUCCCUCUUCCUCCCCUCCUCCCGCCACGUGUUCGAGCAGUACAGGAACUGCGACCAGGCGCACCUGAUCCCCCUCACCACCUUGUUCACCCACAACAGCCGCUUCACAUUCCACUCGCACCUCCACUCCAGAUGGCGGCCCGCCACAUCUCCUCUCCUCUUCUCCUCCAACUCGGUGUCCCCCUCCCGCUCUCCAUCCUCACCCACCUCCCACAAACACUCCUUCCUGGCCUACCUGGGACUGAUGGAGAGGGCCAAGACUGUUUGACCUCGCCCACCUCCUCUCCUCCGCCUCUCCACGCUCUUUCCCUCACUCCUCGGACGGUGGUGUGAAUGACACUUGACCACUGCAGUGGGAGCAAAUGUCUUUUCCAAUCAGACCAGCAGAAUAAGCUGGACCAGACAAACAUAUUGAAGAAAAGAAAAGAAAAAAACAUUUAUAAGAGAAAAAGGCUGUACAUGCUAAAAAUGCAUUUAUAUCAAAAAGCUGCUUUUCUUAUCAGUUCUAUCAAUUGAAUUAUUACUACUUCAACUACUACUCUCUAUUACCUUUUUGUUUUUCUGUUUUUAAAUGUCUGAAUGACCUGGACCCAGUUGCAUUAUCUGAGGAAACUAAUGUAUCUCAGUUUUAUAGACAUUUUCUUUAGUCGUUUGACGAGAUAAAAGUUGAAAAGACGAAACAAAACUUGCAAGUGCUAUAUUUUAGUGCAUUUUUGUCUAUUGCUAUUAUGCAUCGAAAUAGCAUGCCUGUUUCUGUGAUUCAACUAGCUUUGACGUCAUUAGGAAGCUAAAAAUUCGAGAUAUCCUGAAGUGUUAGCGGUGCAACGUGGACAGAACCAAUGAAACGGAAUGCUUUUCAUUGACAAAGGCACGUUUCCAAAGCAACGCCUCAAAACCACGCACUUACUUAUUUAUCAGUCUUGUACAUAGUUUUGUAGCCCUCCCCCCUCCAUCUUUUCGAUUUCUGUUGGUUUUUUGUAUAAUGGUGAAACCAUAUUAUGCAUAGCUGCCGCCUGAUAGCACCUCUGCCUCAGAAUAAAUCCCAUUCGAAUGGUUUCCUAGCUAAGUUUUUGUAAGCUCACGCAACAGAAGAUAAGCUGUGAUGAUGUAAAUAAGAAAUAUUCAAUCGGACCUAUCACGACGAGAAUCAGUACAGAUUUAGUCCUUUAUAAUUAGAUGUGAAUAUAAAUUGCCAAUGAAUUUGCACUCAUAGACAAAAACAUGAAUUCUUUCUGAGACCAGGUGGAUAUCAGAGCAGCUUCGUAUGCAGAACUAUGUACGACGCACCUAUACUUAGAAGAGAUAUAUGAGAUAACUGUUUUGUGGAGGUGACCGGCUCCGGGUUAGCGAGCUACCCGCAAGGCACGGUCACCACAGGCCGAUUCAAUGGUGCUUUUUGGAGCUUUUUGUAAUUUUUUGUGUACAAAAAAAAGAAAAAAAAACUGUUCCAAAAUGACUUGAAUGAAUGUAUUUUUGUUUAUGUACAUGAAAAAUGAAGCGAUACAGAAGUGUGAACAGGGACGUCUUCUGUGCUGGAAAAAGACGGGAAAGUUAGUGUGUUUGGUGGCCUUCUGUGUCUUUUUUUGGUUUUUAUUUUGUUGUCUUGCAUUUUUUUUUUUUUUUACUUUUUUACUGAGCCUUUUACAUCAUAAUAAAACAUUUUCUACUAACAUUCAUAGAGAACCCAUUGUGAGAAGAAGAAAAAAAAGAAAAUCUCCUGUAGGUGCAAUGAUGAAGCAAAGCCAUUCACUUGUACAGCAUUGUGUUCAAUGGCACUGGCUUCUGUUAGGCCGGCAGACAUGGUACUGCUUUUUGCCCCCUCCUCCUCUUCCUCCUCCUGUCAACCUUUUGAGUUUUAAUUGCACUUAAUGUAGUCACACUUCAAGCCAAAAGCACUUAAACCUUUAAUUUUCCACUUUUUUUUUUUUCGUAAGUGCAAACUUAGAUCCACCAAGUUACCGUACUGUGAAAUGGACAGUAGUUGCUGGAAAAUCACUCAAUCAUCACCCCUUAGUUUCGCACGUAGACAUUUCUAGCGGUGCAAAAGGGUCUGCCUCUGUGAAAUCGGAGAAAGUAAAUGAAUACAAAUUGCGUGAAUUAGACAGUAGAGGUCAAGCUCUCCCUGGGAACUAAAGGUCCCAGGCUAAAUUGUGAUGAGCCAAUUUUGCACAGUGCUGCACUUUUUGAUUCAGAGAAUAUGUAUUUAUCCGUAAGAUGCUCAAAAAGAAGUAUGUGAUAGGGGCAGCAUAGUGCAAGCGUUUUAUUUUGAAAGAAACAAAGCUUUACCCAUUAUGGAUAGCACUUGUGUUUGUAAGUGGUCUUCAAGCCAAAAUCCCUUAUUUGUAAAGGGAUUGUUUUUUUAUUAUUAUUUUCAUUAUGUUUUCCUUUUGUCUUAUUUUACUCAUGCAUUUUUCUGAUUAUGAAUCAUUGUUGCUUCUCUCUCUUUUUUUUUUCUUUUUCUACUUAGAACAUGUCAGAAAAAAAGAAGUGUUGAUUGGACAGAGAACAUGAAUUUGAACAAGACCAAAAUGUUAAACUCGCCGCAAGAUGUGAUGUUAGGAUCGAAUCCGUCACUUCCUGCUCUGGAGCGAUGCCUCGAUUGUCCCCCUUUACACUGCUGUGUGUUUGUUCCUUUUUUUUUUUCUUUUUUUUUUUUGCUCUGUCAAUGUCUGGCAUGCUGUCUCUGGAGUGAAAGGAGCAUCCCUCCAACACACACACACACACACACACACACACACACUCUCUCUCUCUCUCUCCUUGUACUAUCUACGUUAUCUUUUAUACUCUAGUGCCACUUGGUGGAAGGAAACCACCUGAGACUUCUGAGAAUGAGUCAAACUAAUUGUCAGGGUCCAAAAGACAAAAAAAAGAUGGAGAUAUAAAAAAAGACAAGUGCUCACUCUUGACACCUUUUUAAAAAUGUUUGCCUUUUAUUACAGCAUUAAUCAUGAAUGGCUGCACUUCUUUAUGUCCCCCUCUAGUUCGAGUGUAAUGUUUAGAAAAAGGCAACAGGGCUCUAUCCUUUUGAAAAUCCAGUUUUCUUAAGCACUUAUUCUGUUUAUUUCUGCCCGUAUGUAAAGCAGCACAGUGACUUUUUUUUUGUUUUUUUCCAAAAAGCUUGACUACCUUUUCAGCACUUCAGGAGUAUGCAUGACAUUUCCCUCUCUCUUGUUCUUCAGCACUUAAUUGUGUUUAAAACUAACUCCCUCGGUUGCAUUUAGUUAGCAUCACACUGCACUGUCUAUACAAUCAGUUAGCUUUACGUUUGGCUGUAUUUUAUGAUUAGAAAAAAAAGGCUCAACUAUCUUAUCUUUUGGCACUCGGUAAAGAUUGGUAUGUGCUGUACAAAGCUUUUUUUUAUUACUCCAUUGUUAAGGCUGUACAGGGUUGUGACGAUAACUGGUAAAUAGAUCAUUUGUACUUUUUUUUUUUUUUUGGUUUUGUAUUUGUUUUUCUUUAUUUGGCAUUCUUUUAUGUUCAACUUGCCAGAUCUAAAUGUAACAGGAUUUGAAAGUAAAGCUUACAUCAGAUAUUA